This is a messenger RNA of Racocetra persica, 894 nucleotides long. Lineage: Eukaryota; Fungi; Glomeromycota; Glomeromycetes; Diversisporales; Gigasporaceae. The record is from the annotation of a GenBank genome assembly.
AUGUUUCCAUGUAAUACCGUUGAAUUUUUAAGGAAUCCAACAGCUUGGAUAAAGAACAUGAAUUAUACACCUUAUGGAGAUAUUUAUGAUGACGUCGUUAGAUCGAGAAGUAUGCCAUUACUACGUCGUCAUACACUUCAUCCAAACCUCAUUUUGAGCGAUGCUCAAAAAGAAUUAUCAGACACUUCACGUUGGAUUAAACUUGAACCCGCUGAUGUUGUUGCAGAAUGUAUUGGGUAUGAUAUGGAAAACGCAUCAACAAAGCAUCAGAUCAGUGAGUUAGAAGACUUUACAAAAAAGGCUUUGGAGGGAGUUGAUUCUACAAAUGUCGAAAUGAAAACUAGACGGCCAUCGCAGGCAAUAUCCAUACAAGAAAUAAUGGAUGUUCAUCAGGCAUUAAAAAGUGGUGUUGAAAUUGUUGUUGGAGACGACCCCUGGGAUUCAAAGAUAAUUUCGUCAAAUUCUAUCAGUUCUACAUCACCAUCUGACCAAAAUUUACCUGUGACACAAUCUUUUAUACCCUCGUCGAACGUACAAGCUAGUGUCGCAUUUCUCCAACGUGAAAUAAUGUUACUUAGGAAUGAAUUAAAUUUUGAACUUUAUCUUAAACAACAGCACCUCCAACACAUUGGCCGUCUUCAUCGUGAUCAUGUGUUGGAUAUUAGCGCUGAAGCCGAGCGUCAAAAUUUAUACAACGCAUGUAAAAACUUAAAACUGCAAUUAGAGAAAACCCAAUCAGCUUUUAAUAGACAGAGAGAUGAGAAUGCAAGCAUAAAGAAAAAGCAUGUUCAAUGGGAAGAUGAAUUAAACGCUAAGUUGAAAAAAUAUAGAGAGGAAAAGAAAGAAUGGAAAACAGAAUUAGACAAAGUUGAAGAGCAAUUGAGGGAAGCCAAG